This is a messenger RNA of Haliotis rubra (blacklip abalone), 1167 nucleotides long. RefSeq names its product nucleoporin NUP116/NSP116-like. The transcript has a single exon. Bases 1 to 1167 code for a protein of 388 amino acids. The record is from RefSeq and is a predicted model, not a curated record. Lineage: Eukaryota; Metazoa; Mollusca; Gastropoda; Lepetellida; Haliotidae.
AUGCUGACAGUGUUUGGGGCCUUGACCGUGGCACUAUACCAAUAUGCUGACAGUGGAGGAAUGUUUGGUGCCUUGACCGUGGCACUAUACCAAUAUGCUGACAGUGGAGGAAUGUUUGGUGCCUUGACCGUGGCACUAUGCCAAUAUGCUGGCAGUGGAGGAAUGUUUGGUGCCUUGACCGUGGCACUAUACCAAUAUGCUGACAGUGGAGGAAUGUUUGGUGCCUUGACCGUGGCACUAUACCAAUAUGCUGGCAGUGGAGGAAUAUUUGGUGCCUUGACUGUUUCACUAUACCAAUAUGCUGGCAGUGGAGGAAUGUUUGGUGCCUUGACCGUGGCACUAUACCAAUAUGCUGGCAGUGGAGGAAUGUUUGGUGCCUUGACCGUGGCACUAUACCAAUAUGCUGGCAGUGGAGGAAUGUUUGGUGCCUUGACCGUGGCACUAUACCAAUAUGCUGACAGUGGAGGAAUGUUUGGAGCCUUGACCGUGGCACUAUACCAAUAUGCUGACAGUGGAGGAAUGUUUGGUGCCUUGACUGUGGGAGGACUAUACCAAUAUGCUGACAGUGGAGGAAAUGUUUGGAGGAAUGCCUUGACCAUGGCACUAUACCAAUAUGCUGGCAGUGGAGGAAUGUUUGGUGCCUUGACCGUGGCACUAUGCCAAUACCAAUAUGCUGACAGUGGAGGAAUGUUUGGUGCCUUGACCGUGGCACUAUACCAAUAUGCUGACAGUGGAGGAAUGUUUGGUGCCUUGACCGUGGCACUAUACCAAUAUGCUGACAGUGGAGGAAUGUUUGGUGCCUUGACCGUGGCACUAUACCAAUAUGCUGGCAGUGGAGGAAUGUUUGGGACCUUGACCGUGGCACUAUGCCAAUAUGCUGGCAGUGGAGGAAUGUUUGGUGCCUUGACCGUGGCACUAUACCAAUAUACUGACAGUGGAGGAAUGUUUGGGACCUUGACCGUGGCACUAUGCCAAUAUGCUGACAGUGGAGAAAUGUUUGGUGCCUUGACCGUGGCACUAUGCCAAUAUGCUGACAGUGGAGGAAUAUUUGGUGCCUUGACUGUGGCACUAUGCCAAUAUGCUGGCAGUGGAGGAAUAUUUGGGGCCUUGACUGUGGCUCUAUACCAAUAUGCUGACAUGUUGCUAGCAACCAAGGGUAAUAAAUAA